AUCCAGCGCGUGUGUAUAAGCACAGAUUUACCACCAAGUAUGAGCAGUGCAGUUGCACGGUUGGCCAUUCCACUUGAGCCUCAGAGAAAAUACUCUGUGAAGACUAUUUUGACUAUGUCUCGUCAGAACAGGUUAUUGCCCAGGUCACACUGUCCGUGGACUACGUUUUUUUGAGAACGGGAUCCCAGCGGCCCAAGCCUACAGCUUCAAUGACAAGCUCCACGUUCGCCGUGUCUUCAACCUGUCAAAAAUGAAAAUCCAGCCCGCAGCGCAGUCACACCCGCACAUCGCUGAGCUAGAGUUAGAGGCAUAUGGGAGGGACUGGAUACUUGAAGCUUUUAUAUCUAUGCCGCUAAUCAUCUUCAUUGAUGGAUUUGGCGUGUAUAGAAAUAUGUACUGCUCACUCAUUGGAAUAUACACAAUUGCAGCGCAGUCUCUACAAGACCGCAUGAAGCGGUCAAAUGUGUUCGUGAUAACUCUUGGGCCACAUGGUGCCAAGCUUAACGAUGUUAUGUCAUCACUCCCCGAGCUAUCAAAGCUUGACCGAGGUACAAUCCUCACAAUUAACGGCAAAAUGAAGCGCGUGCUUGCAUUUCCUAUUUGCUUUACUGGGGACAUGCCCCAGCAAAAUGAUAAUGCGGGGGUGUUGCGGCUAGGCUGCGCACUACUCGCCCAAUACUCGGCUCACUCACUCAGUGGGUUACUCAGCUGGGUGAGUAGCUGA
Molecule: messenger RNA, 724 nt
Organism: Pseudogymnoascus destructans
Lineage: Eukaryota; Fungi; Ascomycota; Leotiomycetes; Thelebolales; Thelebolaceae
Exons: 1
Coding region: 251-724 (157 amino acids)
Source: RefSeq, a predicted model, not a curated record